This is a messenger RNA of Thyridium curvatum, 1260 nucleotides long. RefSeq lists its product as uncharacterized. NCBI's taxonomy places the organism in Eukaryota, Fungi, Ascomycota, Sordariomycetes, Thyridiales, Thyridiaceae. The record is from RefSeq and is a predicted model, not a curated record. The transcript has 6 exons. Bases 1 to 1260 code for a protein of 419 amino acids.
AUGAAGCUACGUCCAGGCCCAACCCUGGCUUUUGCUUACGUUGCGUACACAACUACAUCAAAGCUGAGUCCUACUAUUGGUUCCCGUGGCCGGAAAGAGGAUCCAUUGGACUGUCGAGCCAGGAUGGCAGUCAAGUUUGAUGUUAAACCAGGGGUUGCGGACAUCAACGACUAUGAAGAUGCUUACGUUGACUGCACUGUCUGGCUUCGCCGCCUCGUCAUGUCUUCCAGCUCAUCUACAUCGCCACCGCACAUAAAUUCAACCCCUUCGCACGAAACACCAAGGCAUCCAACGCUUCUGUUGAGUCAACCGCAUAGCCUGGCUAGCCAAUGGAGCAACUUGUGUCCUCCCGCGCCCGUUCUCACCGAGAAGAACCUACCGGACCAGAGCAACAAGGUCUUCAUUGUCACCGGUAGCUCGGGAGGCUUGGGAAAGGAGCUCAUAAGCAUCCUGUACGAGAGGAAUGCCAAGGUCUAUGUCGCCGCGAGGUCCGAGACCAAGGCCAUGGCCGCCAUCCACGAGGUUGAGAGGUCCUUGCCCGGCUCGACCGGCCAGCUUCUAUUCCUUCACCUGGAUCUCAGUGACCUCAGUACCAUCGAGAAGUCUGCGCAGACCUUCCUCGAAAGAGAGAGCCGGCUGGACGUCCUCUGGAACAACGCGGGUGUCAUGAUGCCCGCACAAGGAUCCGUGACCACUCAGGGCUACGAGCUACAGAUGGGAGUCAACGCCCUCGGGAGCUUCCUCUUCACCAAGUUCUUGCACCCCACACUAGCUGCAACGGCGCGCACGGCACCCAGGAACUCGGUGCGGGUGGUCUGGGUUUCUUCGAGCGCCGCUGUCAUGGCGCCGAGCCCGGCCAUUGACUUUGACAACAUGGACUACAAGAAAGACGAGAGUGCACUGAACAAGUACAUGCGGAGCAAGGCUGCCGUGGUAGUACACAGCAGCGAGUUUGCCCGGAGGACAGCAGGCGAGGGUAUCCUCAGCAUAAGCCUUGACCCCGGGUCAUUCAUGACUGAUCUCCAACGGACGACACCUACGGCGAUGAAGCUGCUUUUGAGACUGAUUUCACGACCGCCCAAAUACGGUGCAUACACGCAGCUUUUCGCGGGUCUGAGCUCGGAGAUCACAGAGGAGAACAAUGGAGGCUGGGUUGCGCCAUUCGGCCGUCUUGUUGAAGGCCGGCCCGAUCUACAGGAAGAGUCUUUGGGCAGCAAGUUCUGGGAGUGGACUGAGGAGCAAGUGCGACCCUUUCUUUGA